UAUGUAAUAUCAGCAGCCCCCAGCGAGGCGAGGCGGGGCUCACACUGUACAGCUCUGGCCACCUGGAGUCUGGAACAGCAACAGCGAUGGAAGCACCCUGAAGCCCCAUAGCAACUGGGCCCGGAGAGGUGGAAGGCGCUUACAUGUGGGGAAAAUUGGGGGUCCUUUCUGCUGCACAUCCUGGAGGAAAGCCUUUUCUUCCCCACCCCCAAGCUGCACACCUGGCUAGACAGCUAGGAAUUUCAGCAGGAAGAAACUUGGCAUCCUUGUGGCUUCAUGAAUGUCUGAUCCAGGCAGCUGCACGCUGCAGAUUCACAGGGCUGCUGCAGAGAACUUUGCUGCCACGGCUGAUUUUGGAGGCACCUUGCUGGAUCAGACACUGGGCAGAAGUCGACCUGAUAAGAUGUCCCCCUGUCCACCCCAGCAGGGAUGGACUCGGAGUACCUUCCUCCCUUUGUACAACCCCCUGGCAGGGGGGGAAGCUUGCUCACAGGGGGAAAUGGAGCUAACCUGGCAAGAGAUUCUCUCAAUCUCAGAAUUGCAGGGUCUUGAUAUGCCAGCCGAGAGUUGCUACGAUCCAGCUUUAUGUGGUCAUUCCCAACAGAUGGUACCAUCCCCUAGCUACGGGCCAUGUGCAGGGAUGGGCGAGGGUUCUGUUUCCAAUUACAAUCACCCUACUACUGCAGCCUAUGACCAUUCCUACCCAGAAAAUCUGCCUGCUUCUUGUACACUUUACAGUUACACCGGCAUGCUGAUCUCUUCCUCCCUGGAGCCUCCAGGAUCUGCUAUGCUGGGCGGAUAUAAAGGGAUGCCAGGGAUGAUGUUGGGGAGGGAGCUAACGAAUGGCUAUGGACCACAGGGGCCUUGCAAGCUCCAAGAAGAUCUGGAAUCAGACUCUGGAUUAUCCCUUAAUUACAGUGAUGCAGAGUCCCUGGAAGCUGAGGGACUGGAGCGGGCAGAAUAUCCAUCUUUGUAUCCCUUGGACCACGUUCCAGCAUACCCUCCAUUGGCUCCUGUCCCAGAGAUGCCCUUCCCUGAGCAUCACCCAGAGCAUUCUUUGGAAAAAGGGCAGAGCCCACGGGGAGAGUUAGUGGGCAACAGGGAUGAACGUCGGGCUCUCGCCAUGAAAAUCCCCUUCCCUGUGGAAAAGAUCAUCAACCUGCCAGUGGAUGACUUCAAUGAGCUGCUGUCACGUUUCCCGCUGAAUGAGCCUCAGCUGGCACUAAUCCGGGACAUCCGCCGCCGCGGUAAGAAUAAAGUGGCAGCUCAAAAUUGUCGCAAGCGCAAACUGGAGACAUUGGUGCACCUGGAGCAGGAGCUGGAUGAACUAAGUCGUGAGCGACAGCGCUUGUUACAGGACCGCGGAGAGUUUAACAGGAGUCUGACACUGACGAAGCAGAAGCUGGGAGCCCUCUACCACCAAGUCUUUUGCAUGUUACGGGAUGAAGCUGGCAAUGCCUAUUCCCCUGAUGAAUAUGUGCUGCAGCUCACUAUCGAUGGUGGUGUCUUCCUUGUUCCACGCAACAAGCAGCCAGAAAGUGCCAAUGGCUGAACUGAACAAGUUGAGGUAGAAACUGGGGGGAUGGAAUGCAGCCAGUUGACCCCCACAAAAGCAUCUCUCUAGGGGCUCGGAACCACUCAAAUGUUAAGAGUUCAGAUUCCAUACCGUACAGCUGAACUGAACACCAUUCAAAUCACCCAGAAAUAUUUUUCAUUUCAUUAGGAGAAAAACAGGGUUUGAUGAAAACGGUACCUAGAAUUUAUUCCUUAUCCAAACAUCCAUCCUUCUAAAAUUUAACAGUCCCAUCAGACUUCACUGAUGUGGCCAGUUGUGACGGAUGAAUUAUAAUCCCAACAGUAUUUGUAAGGACUAUUUGUAAUCCUCAACCCUUUGCUUACUUCGGUACUUCAAGCCAAAUUACCUUGCAUACAAUAUAUAAGGCACUUGCUCAUUUUACGGCUUUAAAAUGUUCCCAACGUAUUGGACUACAAUUUCCACUGUCCAGAGCAAAUAUGAAGAAGCCUAUUGUAAAUUAGUUGUACAUCCCUUUCUACACAUUUCCAGAAUGUUGAAUUAAAAAAUAAAAAAUGAAUUCUGCUA
Messenger RNA from Pantherophis guttatus, 2101 nucleotides. RefSeq names its product nuclear factor, erythroid 2 (gene NFE2). Gene Ontology annotation, biological process: regulation of transcription by RNA polymerase II. Lineage: Eukaryota; Metazoa; Chordata; Lepidosauria; Squamata; Colubridae. Gene Ontology annotation, molecular function: RNA polymerase II cis-regulatory region sequence-specific DNA binding; DNA-binding transcription factor activity, RNA polymerase II-specific. The record is from RefSeq and is a predicted model, not a curated record. Gene Ontology annotation, cellular component: nucleus.